GGCCGGGGUUGCAUCAGCUCUGGUGGCUCUUGGGGCAGAGGGGCCGGUGGGGAUCGCGACGUGAAGCCGAGAGCAGGGCAGGAGAAGAGUCCGGGCCAUGGCGGGAGCCGCGGGGGGCGAGCAAGCUCCUGCCUACAGUGGUAUUCUGAGCAUUAGAGACGAGGAGGCCAGGGUGGAGGCUUUGAAUGAGUACCUGAGCAGCCGUAGUUAUCUCCAGGGCCACACCUUCUCCCAGGCAGAUGUGGAAGCUCUCAGGCAGUUGACAGGCCCACCUGGGGACCAGCACUUCCACGUGGCUCGCUGGUUCAGGCACAUCCACGCCCUGUCCCAGUCCUGCGGGACUGGCGGGAGCCCUGGCACACGGGAGCCAAGUAAGGGCCGCCGCGUCCAGCCUCAGUGGUCUCCUCCAGCUGGAACCAAGCCUUGUAAACUCCGCCUCUAUAAUAGCCUGACGCGCAGCAAGGACGAGUUUGUGCCUCAGCAAGGACGGAAGGUGACCUGGUACUGCUGCGGACCCACCGUGUAUGACGCCUCCCACAUGGGCCAUGCCAGGUCAUACAUCUCGUUUGAUAUCCUGAGGCGAGUGCUGCGCGAUUAUUUUAAAUAUGACGUCUUCUACUGCAUGAACAUCACGGACAUCGAUGAUAAGAUCAUCAGGAGAGCUCGACAGAACCACCUCUUUGAGCAAUAUCGGGAAAAGAAGCCACACGCGACUCAGCUCCUUGAAGACGUGGCGACCGCCCUAAAGCCUUUUGGUCUCAGACUAAACGAGACCACCGACCCUGAUAAAAAGCAGAUGCUGGAGCGCAUGCGGGACUCCGUGCAGCUGGCCGCGGAGCCCCUGGCCAAUGCAGUGCAAAGAAAUGCGCCGGGAGAAGAGGUCACCGCCUGCGCUGAGGUGUUGCUGGAAAAGGCCAAGGACCUGCUUUCUGAUUGGCUGGACUCCCGGCUCGGCUCCCAGGUGGUGGACAACUCUAUCUUCUCCGAGCUUCCCCAGUUCUGGGAGGCGGAAUUCCACAAGGACAUGGAGGCCCUGAAUGUGCUCCCUCCCGACGUCUUAACCCGCGUCAGUGAAUAUGUGCCCGAGAUCGUGCGCUUUGUUCAGAAGAUCGUGGACAAUGGCUAUGGUUAUGUCUCCAAUGGUUCUGUCUACUUUGAUACGGUGAAGUUUGAUUCUAGUGAGAGACACUCCUAUGCCAAGCUGGUGCCGGAAGCUGUCGGCGAUCAGAAGGCCCUCCAGGAGGGAGAAGGCGACCUGAGUGUUUCGGCCGAUCGAUUGAGUGAGAAGCGCUCUCCAAAUGACUUUGCACUCUGGAAAGCCUCCAAGCCUGGCGAGCCGUCCUGGGAAUGUCCUUGGGGAAAGGGCCGCCCGGGCUGGCACAUUGAGUGUUCUGCCAUGGCCGGCACUGUUCUGGGAGCUUCGAUGGACAUCCAUGGUGGAGGCUUUGACCUUCGAUUCCCCCACCACGACAAUGAGUUGGCUCAGUCUGAGGCGUACUUCGAAAAUGACUGCUGGGUCAGGUACUUCCUGCACACGGGUCACUUGACCAUCGCGGGCUGUAAAAUGUCAAAAUCUCUAAAAAACUUCAUCACCAUCAAGGACGCCUUGACAAAGCAUUCUGCGCGCCAGCUGCGUUUGGCGUUCCUCAUGCACUCUUGGAAGGAUACACUCGAUUACUCGAGCAACACCAUGGAGUCUGCCAUUCAGUAUGAGAGAUUUAUGAAUGAGUUUUUCUUAAACGUGAAAGACGUUCUUCGUGCCCCUGCUGACGUGACCGGCCAGUUUGAGAAGUGGGAAGACCAGGAGCUUGAACUCCACAAAGUUUUUGAUGACAAGAAGAUGGCGAUUCACGAAGCCCUCUGUGACAAUGUUGACACGCGCACAGUGCUGGAGGAGAUGCGAUCUCUGGUCAGCCAGAGCAAUCUCUACAUGGCUGCCCGGAAAUCUGCCCGAAAGCUGCCCAAUCGCGGUCUGCUAGCGAACAUCAGCACUUACCUCACCCACAUGCUGAAGAUCUUCGGCGCCAUAGAAGGCCAGGAGACGCUGGGCUUUCCAGUCGGUGGCAGUGGAGCCGGCGCAAACCUCGAGUCCACGGUGAUGCCUUACCUGCAGGUGCUCUCAGACUUCAGAGAAGGAGUCCGCCAAAUUGCCCGGGAGAAGAGAGUCACCGAGGUGCUGCAGCUCAGUGAUGCCCUUCGUGACGACAUCCUCCCGGAGCUCGGCGUGCGGCUAGAAGACCACGAAGGCCUCCCAACUGUGGUCAAAUUGGUGGACAGAGACACGUUAUUAAAGGAGAGAGAAGAAAAAAAAAAGGCUGAAGAAGAGAAGAAGAGGAAGAAAGAGGAUGCUGCUCGCAAGAAGCAGGAACAGGAAGCGGCCAAACUUGCAAAGAUGAAGAUUCCACCAAGCAAAAUGUUUCUGUCAGAAAAUGACAAAUACUCCAAGUUUGAUGAAAAUGGAUUUCCUACCCAUGAUGCAGAGGGCAAAGAACUCAGCAAAGGACAAACAAAGAAGCUAAAGAAACUUUUGGAAAGUCAGGAAAAACUCCAUAAAGAGUAUUUACAGCUGGUUCAAAAUGGCAGCUUGAAAUGAGAAGAGAAGGCAGAUGGACUUUCUUAAAAUAAUCCAAGGUGAAGGAGCCAUUCCUCUGUGCUUGCCGACAACCGUCCAGACCACCUCCUGAAGCUUUUGUUGUGUUGCCUGUUUCUCCGGUGGCCCAGACUGGGGGUGUGGAUGGUGUAGGUAACCAUCAUGCACUGGCCACUGUAGAAUUUGGGAAAUAAAAUGACCCUAAGGACCCUGGAGCUGAGCCAGCUUUCCUCUCCCACACUGCCUGUGUGGUGCUCCCAGACAAUGAUGCUCGGUCAGCAGCUCCCAGAUGAGGGGCCCUCUCAGUGUGACGGCUUCAGCCGACUGAGAAAACUGUCUCCCAUGCUGAUUGUUAUCCAGCUAAUCUCAGCUGUGGUCUGAGGGAUGUUCGGAGGUGAAUAAAAUGCCCAACAAUUGUAUAGCAGAACCUACCGAGAGACCCCAAACAAAGGUUUGCCUUUUCAGUCAGAAUGAAUAAAUCCUUCACCAGUUC
Messenger RNA from Dromiciops gliroides (monito del monte), 3083 nucleotides. It is a transcript of the gene CARS1, whose product is annotated as cysteinyl-tRNA synthetase 1. Gene Ontology annotation, molecular function: cysteine-tRNA ligase activity; ATP binding. NCBI's taxonomy places the organism in Eukaryota, Metazoa, Chordata, Mammalia, Microbiotheria, Microbiotheriidae. The record is from RefSeq and is a predicted model, not a curated record. The transcript has 23 exons. Gene Ontology annotation, biological process: cysteinyl-tRNA aminoacylation. Gene Ontology annotation, cellular component: cytoplasm. The coding region runs from base 98 to 2593 and encodes 831 amino acids.